AUCAGGGUGAGUAACAUCCUCUCAAAGCAUGUGGAAAGAAUUAAACACGUGAAAAUACAACGAUCUGCUUUUCCUACUCUCACGAAGCUUUUUUUAGUCCUUUGGCUCUGAUUCUCCUCUUGGACGAGACUACGGACUGAGCCAGACCUUAAAAUGCGAGUUCGCUCAAACUCAGAGGGCCUCAGGCUAAACAACAUCCUGAAUCAAGGAGGCAGAUCUGUGGGAGUUUGGAUUAGAGGAACACUCCAGAGGAUAACAAGAACCUCCAACCCUCAGGAUCCCGUCGACAUUUCCCCCAUAACAGACGAACCCCAGAAGAUUAUUGAAGAUCCUCCAGCUGCAAUUGAAACUUUUGAGCAACUUCUUGAGGAACAGCGCUUAUGUGAGGCCAACCUUGCACUGAUAGAUAGAGAGAAUCAACUGUUUGGGAAGCUAACCGAGGAAGAAGCGCAUAAACAUCACGCAGAGGAGAUUGAAAAGCUUUCUGCAGACCGUAGAGCCCUGGAAAAACAAUUACAGCACACGUUACAGCAGAGUCUGUCUCUGAGACUCGAAGAGGUCACCGACGAGGCUGUAGUGUCUCCUCUGAUUUUAACAUCUGCCGUGAAGGCCAUCUACCAGGAAGAGGAGCAGGAUCUGCAGAGGAAAAAGCUGGGGAGUCGACCACUCAGCAACUGGAAGAAACUUCACGACUCCAUCCUUCAUGGUUUAGUUGAGGACCGAAUGGACAACCCCUCAGUAUCCCCUGCAGGCCCAGCCGGACAAUCGUCUAUCCAGGUAGACAUCCAGAGCAUGGGAAGACAGUUAAAGGAGGACCUGCUGUUGGUGGUCAAUGUGCUGAAGAGCUGCUACCCACCAGAAGCCAACAUCUGUCAGUUUUAUGCAAAGCUGUAUCACCAAAGCCUGAGCAACAGACUCAGAAAUAUUGCGGAGUUUGCUUUGGAUGACAAAGAUUGUACUUCCAUCCUGCGUUGGGUCAAUGAGUAUUAUCCAGGAAUCCUUAAAAAGCCUGAGAUUGCCAGUGAAAUUGAUUCAGCAGAACUGGGAAAACUGCUGCCUCAGAAUUUACUGGAUUGCCUGGAGAAGCAGUACCUAGAGACACAGCAGGCUGAGCUUUCAACUUGUAUGAACCGAGUUCUGGAGGAAGAAAAGAAGAAAUGGAUGGAAGAACAGCAGCCGCCAAGAGAAGAUGGCUGCUAUGCCAGUCCUCUGGCCUACGACAUCAUUCAGGUACAGUAGCUACUAGGCGCUCACUUUAUUCUUACGGCAGCUACAAUCUGUGGAUCACAAAACAAAGCCCAGAACAUAACACGUCAGCUCACAGACCUGUUGCAGAGGUUCAAAGCGUUGCAAGAGGACAUCAUCAAACAGAACAAAAUCCACAGCAAAGCACACGUCAAAGCUAACCUGGGAGGUGUCGAACAGUUCAGGGACAUUCUCCAGAGGAAAGGGUAUUUGUUCCCAGAUGACGUGCGGGAAAAAAGUCUGGCUGUUCUGUCCGACAUGAAACAAUCUGCCCACACGUAUUUAUUAAGCCCGAUGCACAAGUACCUGAAGCCACAGUACCAGAAGCUGGGAACCAGUGACUGGCUGAAAAAAGACCGUCUGUUUGAGAAUCUGCUGAGCAGCAUAGAAACUGAGCUCCAGGACCUGGAGGGUUUGUCUCAGUCUUGUCACCAGGAGGUGAUUGGCGUGUUUCACCAGGAAGUGACACGGGAAUAUGUGAAGAGGCUCCUGAGAGGAGAAGUCAAACUGAAGGACAGAGAGCAUCAGCAGAAGGCCGCCAUCGCUGUGAUGAACAACGCGGAGAGCUUCCACAAGCUUUUCAAAGAAAUGGGGUCCAAGGAGGACUGGUUAAAGGAAAUCCUGACCCACAUUGCAGAAGUGCUGAAACUUCAAGACAUCCCUGCCCUGCAAAUGCAGAUAGUUUCCCUGGGCCACGACUAUCCUGACCUAAGUGAAAAACAUGUUUCAGCUUUGCUCAAACUCAAGACAAACGUCUCCAGAGAAGACAGACAAAAGGUCAAGGCGACUCUUUCAGACACUCGCGAAGGAUCCAACGGAGGUGUUGAGCAUCGCCCUUUUUUCUCCAAAGUAGUAGUUAAAUAAGCUGCACUGCUUUUUUCAGUUACAUAUUUAAAGUUUGAUUGAGAACUGCGUUGCAUAUUGUCAUGUAUAAGCGUUCUGAAAGCUCUUUUUAGUGCAGCUGUGAAAAAACUGAAGAAGUCAAUCACAUUUUGCAAAAAAUUGUACAUAGAAAGAAAGCGUUGCCAGUGUGUUACAACUACCAGUGCAUCAGUAGUUUCAUUUCUGAGUGAUGCCAUGUUGGGUUCGUUCAGACUAUGAAUAUGUAAGCUUCUGCUGACAAGGAAAGUUGUAUGUUUGCCUGUUUUUGUAAAUAAAUGCAUAAUUUUAUAUCAAAACUAUGCGAAACUGUUUGUUUUUUGCAAUGAAAUGAGAUUCCUUUUUAUGUAGGCAAUAACAAACAUUGUGCCGCAAUGAGAAAUAAACCAGAUAAAAGAA
This is a messenger RNA of Fundulus heteroclitus (mummichog), 2523 nucleotides long. Its product is annotated as tumor necrosis factor alpha-induced protein 2. Gene Ontology annotation, molecular function: SNARE binding. The transcript has 13 exons. Gene Ontology annotation, cellular component: exocyst. Gene Ontology annotation, biological process: exocytosis; exocyst localization. The record is from RefSeq and is a predicted model, not a curated record. NCBI's taxonomy places the organism in Eukaryota, Metazoa, Chordata, Actinopteri, Cyprinodontiformes, Fundulidae.